AUAAUUCAACGAACGAUUUAUCACACUUAAAUGGCGGGUAGUGGAGACGGUUCAAUUUUGGACAUGUCACGACAAAGGCUGCCGUGAAACAGCUGUGAGAACGAUGUUAAUAUGAAAAUAUAGAUUUAUAACUGACUCAAUGGUAUAGCCCCUUCUGUUGGGUGUUGGCCAAAAUGGACAAAGGCUCACCUUUAAAGUUACCCUCCCCCAUUUUAUUGGCGGAGAAAGAUGACCACGAUGAAGAGAGGGCUGUACGACUCCUUCAAGACUGUACACCAAGCCCCAAAUAUACCCCAAAAAUCUUCACACCUGGAGGCAAGAAGAUGGGAUCCAUGCACCCGCGUAUGUCUAGUCCAAGUCCUGGUCAUAAGCUACCACGUGGGGGAACAAGAAAUGAACUGUUUUUGCGGUCAGUUCUGUCCAGUCCAUACAACCACGAUAUCCACUCUUACACCCCUAUGUCUGCUACCCCGGCAGGCAUCAGUCCACGCCCAGUGUUUAAGACUCCAGUUACCAACGACAACGGAAGUCCCUUAACACACAGGACACCCAAAGGUACUUGUCCCUCUGGUGGGUCUUCGUCAGUAAGGAAACAGAGAAUAAUCAAUCCAUUCGAUGCUGCCCUGCUGGACCAGUUGGAGGGACCAGUGUUUAAUAGUCCAGGAGUGUUCACAGUGCAAUCCACACCCUCCACAGAUGAGAAGAAACCAUUCCGUUGGUCAAUAGAACACAUAGCAGAACUUCACCCGGCAGACAUCGAUGAGAUGCCUCUUUACCAGCAAAUCACACCAGACAAGGCGGUUGAAGAGAGAGCCCAGAAAGCCAUAGACAACUUCUUCUCCACCAAUCUUAUAGCACCCUCGCCAUGGAACUCUGAUGCUAAAGGCUCAGGGAUGAAAAAUCUUGGAGAAACCCCCCUUAAAGCCCUGGAGCCAGAUCUUCAAGGAUCCAUUCAGAAACAGUUACCGUUUGUUAAAAAGGUCCCGGUGAUGCAGGAUGCCUCAGCUCAGACCAUGCUGUCACUUCCUGUGGAUUUCAGUGUCGCUGAAGUGCUGGGUGAUUACAUGGUGUGUGAUGAUGUGGAGAACCAGGAAGUCUCACAGAAGAAGGAAGUUAAUCAGGAUGUCUUAAGCACUUCCUCUUUGAGAAGAAAGCUGUUCUUCCAUCCAGACAACAGUAGUUUUGCUAUUAGUCCUGUAAAGACAGCUCCGGUGAUAGAUGAAGAUGGAGACUAUAAUGGAUGUGCCUCCCCUCAAGUAUUUUUGGCCAAUCAGAUAGAAAUUCCAUUUCAGCAUGCCACACCUCUUAAACCACCCAGCAGAAAUCACUUUUCGUCUAGUCCAAUAAAAAAUGUGAAAGGUCUUCAAACCCCAGAAUUUCAUGAUAAACAACAGCAGAGAGAAUUCUUCAGUUCUCCAGAGUUGUCUCCCAUUGUUCAUGGACGUAUGACUACAAAAAGGUCCUCUGGCCUGUUUUCCCCACAUGAGAAGGUAUUUGGAGAACACAUAGUUCAGAAGAACAUGAGUGUUGAAUUUGCCCAGUCGCUCAGUAGUCCCGAGGUGUCUCCUAUCAAGGGGAGCUCCUGUACCACUUCACAAACAAAGAGCAGAUCAAAACUGUCCAUUCACAGUCCGGGAGUGUCCCCAAUCUGUGCCAAUCUGGAGAAUCACUGUCCGGGAGUGUCCCCAAUCUGUGCCAAUCUGGAGAAUAUGGAUGAUGACCAAGGGUCAUUUAUACAGGAAUCACUACCAGAUUUUCCAUCAGACGAGUCUGACAUUGAACUGUCCUUAGGUACUCCUCUAGCCUCCAGUGGUCAAUCAGAGAAGGUGCCAACAACAACACGCAAAAUAUCGCAUUUAGCCAGGCGGGGUCAGCGGAACAUCCUUCAUGACUUUGAAGAUACAGCUAUGGAAUUUGAGCCAGAUGUGCAACCCUCAAAGCAUUUACGUUUUGCAGAUGACAUUAAGACUUCCAGCUUGCUUCAUGCAAAAGAUUAUUCCAUGGGAGACAUUGAAAUGGAUGAUCAUGGUAUUGCUCCCAAUACAACCAAUCAGGAUACAGGAUACCAGACUACAAGUCUUCAAUCAACCAAUCAGGACACAGGACUGACAUCAAGUCAAACUAAUCCAUUUUCAGUGACUUCAAAUAGUGAAGUGCCUCCAUCAACAAACUUGACUUCAUUAUUCAGUAAACUCCCAAUGGACUCCGUCCUGCAGGAUCCAAAUCCGCCCUCAAAUUUCCCAGAAUUCAUUACCAAAGAUUUUGAAACCAAUGCAUUUAAUUCAUUGUCUUCAAAUAAAUUAUUGCAAAAUGAAAAACCACUGAUUGAACAAAUUUUAGACGUUACAAAUCCUGAACAAUUUGGUCAUGCUCCAUAUAGUGAAGAGGAAAUUCUGGAGAGAGCUCGUCAAGUUUUAGAGAUGGUGAACAGACUAUACCCAGAGGUGAACUCUACCAGCAAUGAGCCUGAGGAGGACAGGACAUCAAUAAUCUUCAAUAAAACUGGUCUGUCUCUGUUACAUGAAUUAGAACCCAUUGUGUCAUCAACUCCACAAAAGGGUGGCAAGGGACAUAACUCUGACACAGUAGCUGCAAGUGAACAGGCAUUAGCCAUCCUGAAACGAGCAGGAGAGGACUUGGCCAAAUUUGGACACAUGCUUUCCUCAAUCAAAGCCUCCAUGGAUUAUAGCAACCUUGUAGACAAGCCUUCUUGAUGAAUGUUAAUACUUAGUUAUCUUAUUGACAUUGCUGAGCUUUAACACUGUCAGCAAUGAAACCCAGGGAAAUGCCAUAAUUGUUUGCAAUUUGUCCACUGUUCUUUGUUCUUUUAGUGUUUUUAGCUCACCUGAGCCAAAGGCUCAAGCGAGCUUUUCUGGUCAAAAUUUGUCGUCUUCGUAAACUUUUCACAUUUUCAUCUUCUUCUCAGAACCACUGGAUCAAUAUCAACCACACUUGGCACAGAAUAUCCUUGAAUAAAGGGCUUUCAAGUUUGUUCAAAUGAAGGGCCAUGUCCCCUUCAAAGGGGAGAUAAUUACUAAAAUGCAAAAAUAAGGUGGGUUCAUUUAAAAAUCUUCUUCUCAAGAACCACUGGGCCAAAGGAGCUGAAAUUUACAUGACAGCUUCCUGACAUAGUGCAGAUUCAAAUUUGUUAAAACCAUGACCCCUGGGGGUAGGAUGGGCCCACAAUUGGGGAUUAAUAUUUUACAUACAAAUAUAUAGGGAAAUUCUUUAAAAAUCUUCUGAAGAAUCACUGGGCCAGAAAAGUUUACACUUACAUGAAAGCUUCCUGAUAUAGUGCAGAUUCGAGUGAGUUAAAAUCAUGGCCCCCGGGCGUAGGAUAGGGCCACAUUAGGGGAUCAGAUUUUUACAUACAAAUAUAUAGAGAAAAUCUUUAAAAAUCUUCUUCUCAAGAACCAUCAUCCAAAGAAGUUUACAUUUACAUGCAUAGUGCAGAUGCAAGUUUGUAAAAAUCAUAUCCCCCUGGGAGUAGGUUGGGGCCACAAUAGGGACCAAGUUUUAAUGCAAAUAUAUAUGAAAAAUCUUUAGAUAUGGGCCAAGGUCACUCAGGUGAGCGAUGUGGCCUAUGGGCCUCUUGUUUAGUAUUAUCACUGACUGUCUGAGUAACAUUGUUGUUGCGUGAUGCCAGUAUGUGCCAAACCAACAUCUUAGACCUCUCAGGACUCAAGUUAUGAAACCAAUUAUUUGUGUCUUAUCGAAGAGAAGAACUCAACAGUUUGGGUUUUUAUCCCCCUUUUUUUUGGGGGGGGGGGGGGGGGGGGGGGGGGGGGGGGGGGGGGGGGGGCACUAUAUGAAGCUUGGUGAGGUUAAAGAACUAUACAUUAUAAGGGUUCUUAUUUGGCCCAAAUUUGAAAGUGUGCUUUGUACAACAAUCCUAAUGCAACACAGUAGUUAUUCACAAUGUGAACAGAAUUGCUCAGAUUUAAAAUGUUUAUGUCAAAGAUGAAAAUUUUUCAUUAGUUUUUGGUAUUCUGAAUUAAAAUAUUAUAGUAAAUUUUCCUUUUUUUACGUUCGGUAAACAUUGGGUGAAGUUUUUGACAAACUUCAUAUUUAUGCCAUAAAUUAUCAUUCUAGUUCACGUACUUAACAUAAAACUUUAUUUGUUCAAAGAGUUGCUCUGUGUCUUUUCUGAAGAAAAAUGUUCAUGAGAAAUAGUAGUGUGUGUCUAAGUUUUGAGUUAAAUUGAGAAAUUGCUUAACUUUUGUCAUGACUCUACAUGUAAACAUUGGAGAAUAUUAUGUGAAACUGUAUUUGAAAUAAUCUCUUCAUGAAAUACAAUUUAGUAUUCCUAAUUCUAUGGGGGCUAAAAGGGGACUUUCUUGGUGUAUAUGUAGUACUUUAACAAUCUAUUAGAUUUUUAAUUUAAUACUUUUCUUUACACUAAGCUGUAAGAUUAUAAUAUAUACAAUUUAUUUGCUUAAUUAACAAUAUGUACAUGUAUUUUAGAAGAAUUUUAAAACAGUAUUUCUAUUUAUUUCUCUUCCUGAAAAACAUAUCUAAAUAUUAUGGUAUUUUACUACAGCAUCAAGACUCAAGUGAAAUACUAAGUACAUAUGUAUGUGUUUUUAUGAUCUUUAUUUUAACACGAAUUAAAUUUUGAAUUCUGAA
Messenger RNA from Ostrea edulis (European flat oyster), 4626 nucleotides. Its product is annotated as protein aurora borealis-like. Gene Ontology annotation, biological process: regulation of mitotic nuclear division; activation of protein kinase activity; regulation of mitotic spindle organization. Lineage: Eukaryota; Metazoa; Mollusca; Bivalvia; Ostreida; Ostreidae. The coding region runs from base 174 to 2714 and encodes 846 amino acids. Gene Ontology annotation, molecular function: protein kinase binding. Gene Ontology annotation, cellular component: nucleus; cytoplasm. The record is from RefSeq and is a predicted model, not a curated record. The transcript has 14 exons.